UAGAACUUUGUUUGUAUUGGUGAUUGGAAUGUUUACAUUAUGAUUACCGUCUUGUGCGCUUGUAUCACAAAAUUUUUUAUUACAGCUAUCACAUACGCCAUGAACGUCACGUUACGUUUCUCGUAUAUUCAGAUAUGAAAGUGCUUAGAAUUAAUUUUCCUAUUUUCGCUUUUGAGGAUUAGUACAGGCUAUUAAAAGAUGUCUAGUAUAAGUUGGUCCGAAUUAUUUCCUACAAAAUUCAGUGCAGUAAUUUUUGUGUCGUAUAUGGCACUUUUCAUCAAUCAAGGCCUCAUUGUAACUGCUUCACAAGACUCCGACAGCUCCUAUGGAUAUAACACAGUCACCGUUGUGUUGAUGACUGAAAUAGUCAAGCUUAUGGUGUCAAUAUGCCUUUAUUGCAAAAACCACUCUGUUUCAUCUUUACUAACAGAAGUUCGAAACUCCAGAGUGCUUCGUCUCUACUUUGUCCCGGCGUUUCUCUACUGCCUGUACAACAACCUGGCUUUCGUGAACCUGUCUGCGUUCGACCCGACAACAUAUUACUUGCUGCUUCAGUUUCGAGUGGUUGUAACAGGCAUUGUGUUCCAGUUGCUGUUCAAGAAGAUACUAAGUGCCAAGCAGUGGCUGUCGCUGGUGCUGCUUACUAUUGGCUGCAUGAUCAAGCAGUAUGACAUCUCUAGCCCUGCCACCGCAGGGAGUAUUACCAAAGCAGAAGUCCCGAAUCCACAGUCGUGGAACUUCAACAUCAGUAUUAACGCAGUACUUAUUCUAGUCCAGAUUGUGUGCUCGUGCUGUGCGGGAGUGUACAACGAGUACCUCCUGAAGGGGGACGCGGCCAGCGUCAACAUCUACGUCCAGAACGUGUUCAUGUACGUGGACUCCAUCGUGUGCAACCUGGGCGUCCUGCUGGCGCAAGGGAGCUUCGUCGCCGCCUUCUCGCGCGAGUCCCUGUCGUCGGUGCUGGCGCCCAAGGUGCUGGUGAUAGUGCUGAACAACGCCGCCAUCGGCAUCGUCACCAGCUUCUUCCUCAAGACGCUCAACUCGAUCCUGAAGACGUUCGCGAGCGCCCUCGAGCUGUUCUUCACCGCCAUCCUGUGCUGGCUGCUGUUCGGGAUCCCCAUCUUCGUGAACACCGUCGUGGCGAUUUCGAUCGUCUCGUAUGCCGUGGUGCUGUACUCCCAGAACCCCGUCGUGAACCAGCCGAAAGCCAGCCGAGAAGAGACGGAGGCGUUGGUGGAGCCGGAGAGCGUCUAGCUGUGUGUUGCCUGAUCAACGCAGAGUUGCGAAUGUGCUUUGUUUUUGCAUUGUUUCAGCUUUAAGGAUGCUGUAUUUGUGUGUAGGUCAGUGUAUUUUUUUUAUUACUAAAAGUACUUUUCAAAUGUAUUACCAAGAACCGUUUUCAAAAGAUUUUAAGUCUUGAAAUACUGAAUCCUAUUUACCUUUCUCGAUAUUAUGAAUGGUGUGUUACGUACGUAUGCAUACAUUCCUGAAAUGCUUGAAAUUACAAUAUUCUAGGACAGAGGCUUGUUAAUUUAUUAAUCUAAAGUCUUCGUAUAUUGUGUGUAGCAUCAGCAGAUGGAAAAUAGGGUUUCUAACAUUGACUUGUUUGCACAUUACAAAUUAAUCUAAAUAUUUUACUAUUGUUUGACUUUUUUUGGUGCCUUAGUGUAUGGAAAUAUAUAGUGUGACUCUUUUUAUAAUGCUAUAACCUGUCACUACUAAUAGGCCUGCCACCAAUAUAAUUUUCGAAACCGUAUUAAUAUUUUUGUUAAAAUAGUAUUAUAGAUUUGAUGUACAUGUAAAAAAAAAAAUGUACAUGUAUAGUUUUUCUCAAGUACACAAUUCACUUUGAUGCAGUUUUUUUUGUUUGCAUUUUCAAUGUAGGAAACCCACAGAAAAUUACACACAGUCAGUAUACCAAAACUUCCAAGAAAUGAUCAGUGGUGAUACACCUUCUUAGGACAUUCCGUAUCAGUAGCUUUGGAAUCUAGCGUAGAAUCUUCCAAGAAAACUUCUGUUGUGUCAUGUAGCCGUACUUAUUUUUUCAUUCCUGCCUCAUAAAUUUCUUAGGUAACCUUUUUUUAUUCUUCAUAUACAUAGCAGGCAAUUAUUUUCCUUAGCCACACACUAUAUUGUAGAACUAAUGGGAACUUGAUAUCAAGGACUGAAGAGUAUUUAUAUUUUCCUAGCAUUUUCAAAUUGGUACUUUAGUUCCUAUGUUUUGCUAUGUUUAAAAUCACAUAAUUAUUAGUUUUUACUGCUUAAAAAUUUUUCCUUGUAUGUAUACCAAAGUAUGUAUUGUAUUGAUGUUAAUCUUACCAAAUAACAUCACUUACCUGUUAGUGUGUUAGAAUUUGUCUCAAAUUAUAUGUUACCUAUAUAUUAUUUGUUAAUUUUUUUAUUAUUGAAACUAAAAAUGUAUUAGUAGAGCAAUAAUUUUUUUAAAUACAUAUUUAUUAUAGCAUGAUCAUUUGUAAUAUAUUUGUGUAUGCACAAGUUUGUGUUUCUCAUUGUUAAGUUUAAGAGCACAAAUUUUUAUAUAAUUUGAAUCAUCAUAUUUUCUUGUUUUGAAGUGUUCGAUGAUUUUUUUUUUGAUAGUUAUAAUGUUAUAAUGUAAUGUAAUUAAAAAUUAUUAUGUAUUUUGAUGUAUUAAAUGUGCUGUGUUUGUGGUUAACAGUUGCUAGAGUUUAAACAUUUUAUAGCUUCGUAGCUGAUUUCAGGAAUAUUUAUUCACUAGCUGUGAGUAUCAGUGACAGGUUAGGUCUCAUUGUAUAACAAAGCAUUGUGAUUCACUUAGGUUCGAGGAGGGAUGUUUUUUAGUUUGUAUCUCUUUACUGUUCAUCCUUAAUGAAAAAGCCAAAACAUAAGGGCUCAAAUGUAACUUUACAAAUGUGUAGAAGAAAAUAAAUUUCAUUCUUUGAAUAAUCAUGGUAACUUUUUGAGCUCAACACUUAUAGUGUUCCGAGAUUGAGUGUGUGUAUUAGUUCCCAGUUACAAAGUCGGGUGUGUAAGAUCUAAGGUAAUUCUAUGCUAAAGAGCCACCCAGGAUCCUACAAUAACUUUACAUGUUGUGGAUAGACUCACUGGAUGUUCCAUGUGCCAUACCGGAAAAAAAAAGUUGUAGAUGUGUUCCCAUGUAACAGAUAGUUUUACUCCAAGUCUAUGUGAUUAAGUGCAUUGUGGAUCUCAGGGUGAAGGGGGUGAGGGUAAAGGGUAGUUGGGAAUGCACACAUGACUGUGACAAGUGUUAGAAAGUUGCUGGAGCCUGCAUUGCAUAUUGUUCAUGGUGCUAGCAAUUUCAGGUGAUGAUAUUGGCUCAUGAAGUAUUGUUAUUCAUGUUUCAGUGAAGUGUCAACAACAGAAGUGUUUGUAAAAACAAUACAGGCUGAGAUACGUACUAUUGCAUGUUGCAUUGAGCCUGUCGCUACUGCGAGGGUAAAUCGGUUACUACUGUAGCUUGUGGUUAAUUCACUGUACAUACCUAGAGGCAAGUAUAUAUGGUGAAUACCGAUAAAACCAGAAUAACACUGAACUUGAAGUCAAUGCAAAUACAAGGCAAAACACAAAAUGCAGCAAAAUUCACCUCUGUUAUCUAGGGGUGAGCCGAUCACCACAUUUUCCGAUCAUGCCGAUGCCAGAAAUGUGGUACCGAUCAUGCCGAUUUUUUUGACCGAUUAGUGCUUUUUUAAGUUGGUUGUAAAAUAUGCUCCAAAUUACUUAAGUUAAAUAAUUUUACUUGAAACUACUCAUUACUGAAUACCCUAAACAAAUAGGUUACAUAUAUUUAUAUGACAAACUUUUGAUUUAGACACUGAUUUUUAGUUGUUCCCAUAAACUUAUUUUGAAAUCUAUUAACCCCUUUAGCAAAAUCUAUAACACACUGUUGACCAACUAAUCAUCAUCGUCACACAAUUCGAAAAUGAAUGUUUGUUUACAUUUUUCCGCUUUUUGGCGCGAUUUAAAAUGCUUUCUGCUUGAUAUUAAGACGCUGUUCCAACUAUAUGCCAGCGCCCCCGGCUGGCGUGGUAUGUCCACUCACGUAAGGCUGUUCCAAACACCGUUCGCCCAAUCAUCUGCUUGCUUUUGUAUUUAUCGGGUGUCGCUGUUCCAAGCUGACGUCAGUGCCCCGAGCGGUGUACGUAGGCUUUAAAACUUCGCCUGUUUGUCUUAUCUAUCCAAACAUUAUGCCGGAAAGGAAAAUAAGCGCCGUAGUUUUACGUAUUUUUACAGUAUACUUUUGAGUUUAACAUUAUAACGUGAGCGUGUGUAAGCUUUUGUUUGCUUUAGUGCAUUUAUGACUAAUGUUCAGUGGCGGCCAUGUUGCGGUGUUUGUUUAUCAGUGAUAGACAAGUAUUUUGCCCAGUAUUUAAAUUUCACUUAAAAACACUGCAAUUUCGCGUUUAAAUACUAAAUUUCGUGUAAAAACGCUGUGUUAUGGCGAUUUCGCGUAAAAACUGUAUUUUACUGUGAUUUCGCGUUUAUCGUCGUUUAAUCGCGAUCGCGAAAAGAACAGGCCCCUAUGCAUGACUUAUUAAACAAUUUGGUGUGCUUUUGUUUACUCUUUUUUAACAAACGUACUUUUCAUGAAUAUGUUUAUUUUUUAAGAAUAACUUUACUUAAUUUUUUUUUCUGCAGAAAAGAUUAAAACACGUAACGUAAAUGUUACUUUAAAACGUCAAGCAACAGUUUUGAAGCAAAAAAUAUGUCGGCGCUUUUGUGUUACGUAGAGAUUUUUUUUGUCUUCAGAAAGCGGUAAUCGGCAAAAAGGAUCGGCAUGCAUGAAGCCGAUCAUGCAAAUGACAAAAAUGACCAAAAUCGGCCGAUCUUAAUAAUCGGCAAUCGGCAUCGGCUCACCCCUACUGUUAUCUAAUUUGGUCUAAUAAAAUACAGAAUUAUUUCCAAAAUUUUUAGUUUAGGGUUUUAAUAAAAACCUUAAAUGUUUUGUUUAACUUUAAGAAUAAAAAUGAUAAGGAAACUUGUCAAAGUGUAAAAACCAUAGAAUUCUUUGUUCUAAACAUUACAUUUAAAAAUUAUUGUUAUGCUGUAUUUUUUAUUUUCAGAUUUAAAACUUUCUCAUGAACUGAGGAACAUUACAGAUGAAUAUUGAAUGUUUUAGUGACAGUUUGCUGUUUAACUUACUCUCAUCAUGUACGUAUUAUUGUUUUAAGUGAACACAUUUUAAGUGUCUUACCACGAAUUGUCAAAGCAGUUGAUCAAUGUUAUUGUACUGAUAUGUACUUAUUUAAUGCAUUUUAAUUUUUAAUGAUGAUAAGAGAUAAAAUCCACUAUUUUUAAUGAUGAAAUUUGCUUUUUUAUAUAACACCAUAAAAUCUUGGCUCCAACUGUGCCAUUAAUGGAUGCUAUGAACCGUACUCUAGUUUAAUGGAUAUUGACUAUUCUUGAAGGCUGUGCUGUUUUAUAAUGGGUUGCUAUAUUCUUAUUGAUGGAUAUAGGCUGUUCUUGCAGGAAGUUUUUGGGCCUGAAAUUGACCUGCUUAUUAGCCAACAGAGUUGUCAAAAAAAAAUGUGUAAUUGGUGCCUAGUUGAGGUUUUAAAAACCUUGUGUCACUUUGUAUCGAUGGGUGUCAUUGCAUUCGGUGUUUGAUGUGUCAUUCAUUACUAGUCCAUUUAAAUAGGUGCUGCAUAAAAUAACUUCAAAGUGAGUGUUGAAGUGCAAUUUGUAAACAGAUGUGAUGUCAUUGUUUGCACCUGCUGAUUGUGACAGUUCUGUUGAUUCGUAACCAGCGAUGGCCUCGCAUGCAGAAGAUGAAAAAUCUGUCUUCAUCAUAACUGUAGUGUGUGUUACUAAUGCAGAGUGUAAAAGAGUUUGUCACCCUUCUGUAGAAAAUUACUGACUUAAGAACCUUUAAAAUGAAGCAUUAGCAUCUGUGUUGUUUCAGAUUUCGUGCAAGACUUUUUCACAUCCAUGCCAUUGGAUUCCUCAGUUUGACACAGUCUGAUUUCUACGCUUCUUAGGAUAUAACACACCUUUGGUUUCAUGAGCAUAUGUAUAGCUGGAUUGCUUAGAAUUUUUUUUAAAACACUUUUUGAGAAAUCUGGUUGUUAUUUUUUUUUAUUGACAUAUUUAAUUUAAUGUCUGUUGGUAGCAAAGUUCAGUCAAAAUACCUUUUUUUUUUGUCUAACUGCACGGAUAAGGAUAAAUUCAAGUUAACCUUUAUAGGUUGAUCAAAUUAUUAAUGUUUUCCUACUUUUGCCUGAAGUCACAACUACAAGCUAGUCUUGCAAUCAAACCAUGUUUAUAAAAAUCACUACAAAAAUAUCUACUUAACAUUUAUGAAAAUUAAUUAUAAGGCAUGAGCCUAAAAAAGUUUAAGAGUUAAUUAAGUAAUAAAAAUUAGGAAUAUUCCAAUAACAGGAGAGAAAAAAAUUGUCUUUAAAACAAUUUGUACAUGUCCAAUGGGGUUUUGAACUGGUAUGGGUGUAUUUUGUAUCUUUGGGCAAGGUUAUUUGAAGAUAUGUCAGGGUGUUGUAAAAGGUCACAAAAGUUAUAGAAAAGUAACAGUUGAAGGUUUUGAAAUAAACAGAAAUGGUGCCGGAAGUCACAGAACUUGAAUUUUCGGCAGUUGUUUGUUGACUUUCAUCUUUCUAUUUGAUGCCUUACUUCAAUUUAUAGUCUCACAUUAAAUAUAAAUAGUUGGUAACUGACCACAUGAGUCACGUGUAAAUUAUCUCUGAAAAUAUUUUAAAUUUCUAACAUAAAAACAGCACGUUUGAGAGUAGUAGAUCAUUUUCAUAAUUUUUUUUAAAUUUUGCUUAUAUAUAAAAAUUUUAAUUUUAAUUUCCCUAUGAUUAGAGACAAGAUUGUAUAGUGAAUUCCAAUAGAACUGCAAUAACACUGAAAAACAUGCAAGUUAAUAUACCAUAGAGCAUCUAAAUGCAAGUUAUAUCAUGGAAUUAAGUAGCAUUUAAGCAAAACAAUUUAAUUUGUUUUGUUUUUCAUCUUUUAUUGAAUCACUUUUAAACCUCAAAUGCUCGCUAAUUUAUUCUUAAGUGUAGACUAAUUUAUUAGAAAUUAUUUUAUCAUAAAAAUGCAUAUAUAUUUUACCAUUAUUUAGGUUGAGUGUUAUAAAACAGCUUCUAUAGAAAUAAAACCAUAAAAUCUUGUCUCUACCAAUGAUUUAAAAAUACUUCUAUUUGGAAAGAUCUAGGAAAAGUCCUGAAAUUUGUUCACUAGUUAUUUGUAGACAUCCUAGAAGUGUGAAUGAACUAGGCAUAGAUAGUUUCCAUUUCUAAUUUCUGUAGAUGUACAAAACUGAAUUGAUUCACGUUAUUUAAUACUUUUUUCAUCUCAUUGUCUUAAAAUGCUAAAUGAGUCUAAAUGUAUAUAGUAGGACCAGCAUCUUCCAAGUUUCAAUGGGUAGUUUCUAUUGACCGUUUUAUUUCUAUAUUAAAUGCUUGACAUGCAUACAAUGUUCCUGGAAGGUUUUAACUGAGCAGAAUCCUUUCAUAGAUAAUACAUUUCCAUAAUAACCUUUUUGUUUAAUGUAGUCUCCCUUGAAAGGAAUAUAGGUCAUGAAUUUUAUGGCAAUAGAAAAUGGGAAACCCUAGUAAUUAGUAACUACGCGUAUGUAAUGUAGAAUGUGUAAAAGUUGAGCUACGCUCAAGUGUUCGCUUGUACUGUUUCAUAUCUCACUAGAGAAAAAAGAACUAAUUAGCCAGUGACAUUUUUAUAGUCCAAAACUCUUGUGUUAUAAAAAAAAAACAUGCGAGGGUUAAUAUAUAAGGAACAUAUUUGAAGGAUUACUAUACUUUUAGCUGAAGUCCUUUUAUUAAGAUGUUUUCACAAGUAUUAUUAUACACCAAAAAUAAGAGUACAAUUAUCUAAGGGGGUUUAUUACAACAAUGUACAUUGUUAUACUUUUUAUAGGUGUAUUUUUUAUAAUGAGUGCAAUAUUUUUGGAAAUAUGUUCAAUUUUAUAUUUAUUAUUAAUGUUAAUUUGUUAUAUAGUAAAAUAGAUUUUUUUUAAAAAGUCUGAAUUUUUUACUUUCCUAAGCUUUAAUCUAUAAUCUCGUUAAACAAAUAAUGUUUAUCUUUAAAUUUUGUAAUUUGACGUUAUUCAGACAGAGUACCGUAACUGAAAUAAAAUACUGGUUUGGCAAUUAAAAAUAAACUUAUUGUUGGUUAUGCUAUUUUUUUCUCAACUAUUAAUAAAACUUGUAAAUUCAAUGCUCUGUAUAUUUAGAGGAAAAUAUUUUGACUGGAAUUUGUAUGAUAUUUUGUGAAAAAAUGUUACAUUAUGCAUAUUCGUUGGGAAUUUUUUUACAAUUCUGUAAAUAUUUAAGUUUGAUACAAAUAUGUUUUGGCUUGUACUAUAUAUUUUUUAAAUAUAUCAGUAUUUCGUAUUAUGAUGGAAGCUUUAAGGUUUUUAUACAAUCCUUGAGAAAUUCAGUAGUUGAUCAAGGCUGGUAAAGAUGAGGUUGUCUUAGAUACUUGUGUAUGUGUUUGCGUAGGCAAUACAAUGUCAAUUGAAGUACCGUGCCAUAACCUUUAUAGACUAGGACGCUCACUGCCGCUAAACAUAGAUUCCUUUGCACACUGCGUAUAUGUUACAGGUUAGCGCUGCUGGGAAAAAAUAAAAUCAGUCCAAGUUUUUUCUGUUGAGUUUUCGAGUGUGAAUGGAAUAAUUUUUGUGUUAGAGCAACAAUCCUUUCAUUGUUUUAAUUCAACGUAAUAGAGCUUUAAAAUAGAACUAAGUUAUUAGUAAUCGGGUGUGCUUUAGCAGUACAUUAAUUCUCUACCUACAUUACUUACACUUGUGGGUAGUUUGAGAAUUAACUGUUUCAUGUGGAAAACUGUACUGCAUGGUUGUUUUCAAUAGCAAGAAAACUUUAGGCCAUAACUGUCACUACACCAGAAAAUAUAUAGUUCACUUAUUGAGUCUAUGUACGUAAAGAAACAAAACCUGAAAUUUUUGUGCGAUUCCGAUAGUUUUGCACCAACAGAAAGUUAAUUUUACUUGGCAGGGAGUGAUAGCUGGUGGCAAAAAUGUUUGGUUUAUACUGCAGUAAUUUAUCAUAACAUUUCAGUAGGUUCACGCAAAAAAAAAACUGAAACACAUAACUAAUAUAAACUUGUACUACAUGUUUACCUUUUUAUCAGACUAUAUAAGACGACUCUCUAAACAAGAUAUGGAAACAGAAUAAAUCAUUCGUUACAAACACCUGCUACUCCACUCUAAUGAUUUAAUAUUUUUGUUGGAUUGACAUUUAUUAUGUUUUACAUGACUAUACAUAUUAUAUAAACGUUGAAUCUGGUCUUACUGUUUAGUUGAAAAUAUAUCAAAACUAUUGCUUACUGUUUAAGUCCAUAGUUUUGUGCAAGAAAUAAUGUUUCCUACAAUAUGUUGCAUAAUGUUUAGUUUAUUAAAUUCUGUAUUUCCUAACAUGACAAUACCUAAUCCGUAGUGAUGGAAAAAAGCGGUGUUAUUUUUAUGCCAAUUUUGUUUCAAUAAUCAGAAAUUGCGGUGUUUUGUGUUUUUAAAGGAAAACAUAUUUUAAAAUGAUAUUUUAAAAAAAAGAAAAUUUUUUACUACCGCUACUUACAACAUUUUCUUGAAAAGUUUAAAGCACUGUACUGAUGAUCACAAAUUUAGAACAAAAUUUAUUUGUGCACUCUUACGUUUAUAUUAUUCUGAUUACGAACAAUUAAAAAUUAAGAAAUGAAUGCUAUAUGUACAAAAUUUUUGUUACAAUUAAAGUGGUUAAACUUUAGUCAUGUUAACGCUGCACACUACAGGUCUUGUUGUCUUGUGCCCUCGGCACCUAACUUCACUUUCAUAUGAUGCUUACUAGCAACAUGUUUGACAACAGUGUCCCUUCUCUCCUAAUCAACUCAGCAAUUUCACCAUUUGCAGAACAAAAUGUUGUUGGAAACGUACAGCCCUUCCGAUUUAAAUUCCGUUGCCCGCGAUAAGCAAGAUGCUUUAAAUUUUGGCAUCGCUAUAUUGGGCCUAGCAGUAAAUAAGUCGAAACCUACAAGGAUUCUUCUUUUACUUAAACUGCCUGCCCGUGUAAACUUUUGCAAAAGUAUAGAAUAUUAAUGAACACGGAAAAUUAACUAGGUAUCCCUAAAGAUAACAAACGUCACGCGUUGUUUUGCUAACGAAAAAUUGGUACGUUGGUACGUAUACUAUCGCUGUGCUCGCUGCUAGCGCAUUCAAUUGUCUUCCGUUGCAAUCUGGCGUCAACGAAAACAAACGAAUAUCGAGUUAAGAAUUCGGGAUGGCGUAAUAAAUGUUUACAAAAACAUUAUAUAACAUUUUUUCGGUACCAGGUAUUCGAAAAGAACUAAUUUAGCAGUGGAGUAAAGCAAUGAAAAAUUUAAUAAACAGAAAAAUUAUGUUGUAUUCUAUUGUGAAGCGAAGGGGAAGGAGUAAGGACUGCUGUGUGUAAAUAUGGAGGCUGCCGGCUGAAUAAGUACUGCAAUGAGUAAUUUUCUAAAUUGAUAGGCGUAAUGUUUCUGGCAAAUGGAAGAUGCUAAAAGACAGCAAAGGUGUUUCAAAAUAAGUGGUACUUCCAACCUAAUGUGUGAACAUCGUAUUUUGUGACAUAGCGCACAUAAUACUUUAUAAAGUUGCAAGAAAUUCAUAUUUUAACAUUUUUUUUCAGAGAUUUUUAGAACUUCUCAUUUUAUAGUUAUAAAAAUCUUUUUUCGCGAAAAUUCGCGGAAAAAUCGUUACACCAUUUUUCCCAAUCUCUACUAAUCCGUCAAGUUUAAAAUGACAUGACCUGCCUGGUCACUUCAAGCUGAUCUCUGACCUCCAUUAAGGGGCCCACCUAGUGAGGUGUUAGUGAGGCGGGGUGUAAGUGCGGCACUCGCUGGUAUGUUUAAUGCUGUAUCACCUCUAAGCGCAAGGCUCUGAACUGGCCCAGUCUCUCGUCGUCCAUAGGGCAAUAUGCUAUUUGAUGACAACCAUAACAUUAUAUGAUGGAGAAAUGAAGAUAAAGGUGUAAGACAAGUCCCAUGAGUGUUUUCAAGAAUCUGUACCAGAUGUUUCAUGCGUAAUAAUUAUUUUGGAAAAAAAAAUACAUUUUAGCUAUUUUCACUUUUUCGUAAAAAUACAGGUUAAAAUCGAAAUACGGGAACUCACCCCAAUCUGAUAUGUGAGUAAUUUUCAUAUUGUGUGUUUUUUUUUUGUUUUUUUUUUCGGAAGUGCUGCCCAUGUAGGCAGGGUCCUUAAGGAUUUUGAUAGUCUCCAUGUUGCUGCAAGGGAUCCAUUCUCUUGAGGAUUCACUUCUGGGCUGAGAGCGUGAGCCGCUUCCCAUUUCUCUGCAUGGAUAUGGUGCUGCAAUGUCAUGUGUCUGAUGCCAAACAAUUAAUACAAAAAAAUUUAUAUUUUCAGAUUGUAGGCUAUUGUGGUUGGAGUCACCAAGUACUCGGCUUCAGGCGGCCUCUGAAUAAUCUGUAGUUUUUCCAGACGUUUCAGUGUGCCAUGUUACAGGAUGAUCUAAAACUCGCCAAACUGUGAGAAAACCUUCAAUUGUACACAGUGGCUGAUGCGUGGGGAAGGGGAUAGGGGAAUUUGGGCAAAGAAUUUGUGAAAUAUCAGUGAAGGCAGUACUAAUGUUGUUUUGAGUGAUGCAAGGUGAGUUGUAUGAGAAUUCAUGUUGUGUUUGGUACUUAUGUAGGCUCAUGUAUCAGUGUUAUUGUCAGUAGUAAUGUAAGUUUUUUGAGCACUUGAUUUAAAAUUUAAAAUUGAAAUUUAUUUUAAUCCCCCGUCCCAUUUUUUUAUCAAAAAACUUUCUAUAUUUGCAACUGGUUUUUACAAACCUAUCUUCCACCUAGAAGCCAAGAAGUUAAAAAUUAUUUUUGAAUAUUCAGUUUCUACAGUAAGGAAACAGGUGAACAAAUUAAUAAAAUGCAUUUUUCUGAGAUCGUUGUAGUAUAAAAUGAAUGUACAUGUUACAUUUUUCUGUAUUGUGUUGUUUCUUUUGAACAUGAGUGCUUUGCAAUACAUCGCAGCAACAGGAUUGACAGAAAAGAUUUCUCUCGUGAGAGCGAAAUAACCUCUCUUUACUGACCUCUGUAGUAGAUGACGCAAAUUAUUGUAUUAUUAUGUUGUGUGUGGAUUUAUAUUAUGUACUGUUCACUGUCAAUUAUAAUUAUAUGCAGUAGUGUAUUUAGCUACUAUAUUUUAAAGUUUUUUUUUUUUUACUAUAUAAUGUUGAUUCAUGGUGGGGUUUACCAAAUAUCACGCAGACUUGUGUGGUUAUGUAGUAGGACUGAAUAAAGGUCCCAUUUUUCAUUGGA
Bacillus rossius redtenbacheri is the source of this 12270-nucleotide messenger RNA. RefSeq names its product UDP-galactose transporter senju (gene senju). Gene Ontology annotation, molecular function: UDP-galactose transmembrane transporter activity. The transcript has 6 exons. The coding region runs from base 199 to 1254 and encodes 351 amino acids. NCBI's taxonomy places the organism in Eukaryota, Metazoa, Arthropoda, Insecta, Phasmatodea, Bacillidae. The record is from RefSeq and is a predicted model, not a curated record. Gene Ontology annotation, cellular component: Golgi membrane. Gene Ontology annotation, biological process: pyrimidine nucleotide-sugar transmembrane transport.